Molecule: messenger RNA, 2979 nt
Organism: Truncatella angustata
Lineage: Eukaryota; Fungi; Ascomycota; Sordariomycetes; Amphisphaeriales; Sporocadaceae
Product: Dynamin family-domain-containing protein
Exons: 6
Coding region: 1-2979 (992 amino acids)
Source: RefSeq, a predicted model, not a curated record
AUGACAAGACACAUUCACUUCAACCAGCUUGAGAAGGCUUCAGCCCAUGGUUCUCUGAACGAGGUGGAGCAAUAUGCAUCAGUUGCUUGCAAGGUCAUUGACAAGCUGAACACUAUAUUUGGGGCCUCACAGGAAGAUGCUGAUGCGUCUAGAUGGAUCAAGUUUCUGUCGGAACUGAAGGCCAGAAACAAACCUGCCCAAGUCAUCAUUGGAGUUGUUGGAAAUACGGGAGCCGGAAAGAGUAGCGUCAUCAAUGCUAUUCUUGAUGAGGAACGCUUGGUUCCCACCAGCUGCUUUCGUGCCUGCACUGCUGUCAUCACAGAAUUGUCUUACAACAACUCUAUGAGGCCCGAGGAACGCUACAGAGGUGAGAUUGAGUUCAUCACGGAGGAAGACUGGGACAAGGAGUUGGAGCAGCUCAAGGAUGACUUGAUGGAUUCCAAAGGCAAUGUAUCCCACGAGAGCUCAAACGGAGACACUGAGGCUGGUGUAGCAUGGGCAAAGAUCAAAGCAGUUUACCCUCACCUUACGAAGAAAGACCUGUCACGGACCGACCUAAAUGAGCUUUCAGAAAAUUACAAGGUUCGCCAAAUACUAGGGACCACCAAGAUAGUCUCAGAAGAGUCGGUCGAGACAUUCUCUUCUUGUCUGCAGCAGUACAUUGAUAGUACAGAAGGGAAGCCAACAAGACGUGGCCGGCCAGAAAAAGACAAAACAACCGGUGAGCAUAAGCUUGAAUACUGGCCUCUCAUCAAAGUCGUAAGAAUUUACACAAAAGCUCAUGCUUUGUCAACUGGUGCAAAGAUUGUUGAUCUGCCUGGCGUCCAUGAUUCCAACGCUGCUAGAGCAGCUGUAGCCGAUAAGUAUAUCGAGCAGUGCAGUGGCCUCUGGGUCGUGGCUCCAAUCUCCCGAGCAGUGUCGGACAAGACCGCUCAGAAGUUGCUGGGCGAGACUUUCAAACUUCAAAUGAAAUACGACGGCUCGUUUUCGACCAUGGCCUUCAUUGCAUCAAAGACGGAUGAUAUUAGCAUCUCUGAGGCCAUGAGAGAUCUCGAUUUCUCAGAUGAAAUUGAGGAAAACUGCAAGGUACUCGAUCAUUUCGAAGAAACCAAAGAGCAGGAGAGAAACAUGAAGCGAGAGCUAGACAAGCGCGAGCGCAUUCUCAGAGAAGAAAUGGUCUCUCUUGCCGAUGCGGAACUCAAAAUCGACAUUUGGCAGAAGCUAGCAGCAAAACAAGAACAUGGAGAAGUCGUAUACUUGCCAUGUGAGGUUCCCCAGAAACGCUCGGGGUUGCGACAAAGUGGGCCGCCUCAAUCAACAACGAAAAAGGUCUGCAAUGAUACGUUCCGUCCCUUGCCGACUUCUUCGUAUGGUGAUAGAAACGACGAUGAUUGCAAAGAUGACGAUGAAAGUGAGUCACCAUUCGACCCGGACAAACAGCCCAUGUCCCGCCAGAAAGUUCAGUCGACGUUGAAGGGGUGUCAAACAAAGAAAACCGCAAAUCUAGAUUCUGUGAAAAACUGCGAGGAAGAUAUCUUGUGCUUUCGCAAGGAGCACAAAUUCUGGAGUGACAAGCUUCUGGAGUUGCAGCCUAUCGCAAAAGCGAUAUGCAUACGGGCUCGAAACAACCAGUCUCGUGGGGCUAUACGGGAGGACUUUGCCCGUGGUGUCAAGGAGGCAGACCAGGAUAAUAUCGACGAAGACAAACUUGACCCCGAGGACGAUAUGAGAGAUCAUGCAGAGGUUGCCGCUUCGCUGCCUGUCUUCUGUGUCAGUUCUACUGCAUACCAAACCCUCAGCGGCCGUUUUCGUGGCGACGGCGACGUUCCAGGCUUUGAUAAUAAAGACAUUACGGAAAUCCCCAAGUUACAACAGCAUGCUAUUUUGAUGACGGAAAAAGCCCGUGCGAAUGCAGCGAAGAAAUUUUUAAAUGCUUUCGUCGAACGACUCAACUCGCUGUCUAUUUGGGCUCGAGAUAUGAAUACACAAGUUCUACUAUCUGACGGUGAAAAGAAAGUGGAAAUGGCUUAUCUACAAGGUGUUACAGACCAACUGCUCAAGAGUUUGGUCGGUUUUGCGGACAAGGCAAUCAAGGACUGCGAACGAAGUCUCGCGAAGCAUCUCUUUAGUUUAUUCGAAUCUGCCUCUGAGAAGGCGAGAGUCGAAGCGCCUGAGAUUGCUGCCAACUGGGGCAAAAAGGCAGGAGAAGGUGGGAUGUACUGGUCAACAUACAAGGCCACCUGUCGCCGCGACGGUUCAUUUUCUGGCAGCUUAGGCUAUCGAAAUUUCAACGAAGAGUUGAUACAGCCUCUGAAGUUCGCGCUCGCUAAUGCGUGGGAAAGAGUAUUUGCUAAGGUCGUGCCUCAAAUAUUAGAGAAGUUCUCUGGCGAAAUACAACACACGACCGAACAGUUCCAUUCUGAUCACAAAGGUCGUCUACGUUACAAGAUCAAUGCAAAUGACAUCGCGAUGCUCGAUACGCAGAACCAAGUACGUUGCCGAGUAUUCAAGGACAUGGUUACUGAGUUCCGCAACAAGAUCAAUGCUCUCCAGAGAGGUGCAAACAGAGAAUUCACUCCAGCCAUUGUAGAAGCCCUUGAUGGCGCUUAUGUCGCAUGCGUGGCAGAAUAUGGUAUUGGUAGUUUUAUGCGCAUGAAAGAAGUAAUGCAAGAUCAGAUCCAACAACAGAGCGACUUAAUGUUUGAAGAAUCCUGCGACACUGUGGAGGAGCGCCUCCUUGCGCUCUGCAGCGAGAUCAAGCAGGAUAUGUAUCUCAAGAUACACGAAAUUGUCGACACAUUGUCCAUGGACUACGAACUUAUCAUUCUUGGACAAGAGAUAUCCAGCUCUUCCAAGGUUUUACGAUCAGAAGUACAAAUGCUUCUGUCCGAGGUCGACGACUUUUUCAAGUUUAGAUCUGCAUAUGACACCACCGACGACACCAUCGAUGUAAAGCAGGAGGACGAUGACUUCUGGUAA